AUGGCUCCUUUAAUCCUGCAUAACGUGCCCGACGACGAGCUCUACAUUGGCGAUGAUGGCAUCCAGCGACCCUAUGCGAUGGUUUUCCCAGAACAAGGUGGCCAUCAGUCCAGCGUAAGGACCCGUCGGGCGGCAGCGGAGUCGGGCGCCUUUGGCAGGUCGACAAGGAGGUCCCGAUCGAAGACUGGCACUCCUGCGCGACGCGAGGACCCAACCGUACAGUCCGCUGAUAAGAUCUUUGGCGAAUGGAUCAACAAGCAAUCUCAGCCUGGCACUGCCACGACUACCCCUCAGAGGAAGCAAAGCAUUCCUGCGUCGAUCUCUCUGCCCAACAUACUGAGCACAAGUGCCGACGAUGCGGCGACAUCGACACCAUCUCGCGCAGUCUCAAAAGUCCCAACGGAAGUCAUACUGAGGGGCUAUAAGUCACACUCUCAGCAAUACGCUGCGAUCAACCACUACGAGCAGCUCGCAGGUAGGAUCUGCGAGGACUACUCACGCGACCCGCCAGUGGAGAAUCGGCGGUACAAGUCAGAGCUUCGCGAUCCAGCCUUCACUCGACGGCGCGCUCUAACUGCGGAAGAGAGAUCCAAAGUUAAUAGAGUUGACGGCGGGGAGCAUUGGGUCAAGGUCACAUUCGAGUCUGUGCAAGCUGCGGAAGCUGCCAUCUCCACGUCACCGCAGACGAUCUUAGGCUACCUUGUGUAUGCCGAACCAUAUCAUGGAAUUCCGCCAUCGCGAGAUGAGCCGAUCCCCGAUGCGACAACUGCUGCGUUGGGAGAUGAGUUACCACGAUCGUGGCGCCGACCUGGCACAGCUGGAAAUCGCACUGCAGGCGAGCUUCGACCAUCCUUCACAACCUCAUCCCUACCUCGAGAGAUAGUUGCAGGCGAGAUGGACACCUCGCCUUCGCAGUCACAGACCAGUUCUCGAACCGUCGAAAGUGGAACCGUUACCACCCUGAAUACCAUGACCUCGUCGACUGCCACCGUGACUGGCCAAGAUGCAGCGCAAGGCCUGACAUCCGAUCCCAACAGCGAAUAUUGUCGACGGAUACCAACGGCUAGAAAGAUUCGCUUCAUGCCCGCCGAGCAAGCUUUGAUGCCUCAGCAGUCGUACACGCAGAGGGUGCUCAACCACGUUCCAUUUCUCAAAUGGUUUAGCGGAUCAAUGAUUGGCAACGAAGUCCCGAGAACUGAUUUGGGUGAAUUUGACUGGGACAAAGCUAGCUUGUAUUGGAAGUUCAUCUGGUGGCUGGACUCUACUUUCCGGCUCUUCGGCGGAGAGAUCCUUAAUGCGGACAAAGAUGACUAA
This is a messenger RNA of Phaeoacremonium minimum UCRPA7, 1314 nucleotides long. RefSeq lists its product as hypothetical. The coding region runs from base 1 to 1314 and encodes 437 amino acids. The transcript is spliced from 2 exons. Lineage: Eukaryota; Fungi; Ascomycota; Sordariomycetes; Togniniales; Togniniaceae. The record is from RefSeq and is a predicted model, not a curated record.